Molecule: messenger RNA, 5266 nt
Organism: Epinephelus moara (kelp grouper)
Lineage: Eukaryota; Metazoa; Chordata; Actinopteri; Perciformes; Serranidae
Gene: c15h7orf57
Product: chromosome 15 C7orf57 homolog
Exons: 8
Coding region: 140-811 (223 amino acids)
Source: RefSeq, a predicted model, not a curated record
AGGAAGUCGGCAGCAGGUGCCACAGGAAGUGUGUGCGGUUCAUCCUUUGCCUGCAGAAUAAGGGGGAGCUAACGGUAUUUAAUUACAACAAAUCGCUCAAUAAUCCCAACGAAAGAAAAAUAACAUAUAAAAUUGUCUGAUGUCUUCAGCUGAGAUGAGCGCUGCGGUACCCAACCAUCGGAGGACCAAGCCCGGUGGGAUAAAGACCGGGGUUGUGACCAGCGGCGUGACUGGGCCGACCUCCCAGAUCCCCGGUCUGUCCCAGACUGCAGAUGAAACGUCUCCAGUGGAGAGGAUCAGCGGACGGCGAGUUGGGAUCUUUGAGUCAGACUCGGAGUAUGUCAAGCUGGCAAAGGGAGGAGGGCACAAAGGGCUGUUGAGUCAUGAUGCUGAUUCUGAUGACCAACCCAAGAAGCCGUACAACCCACCCAACUGGUUCGGAGGUGAUGAGUCAAAGAGCGGAAGCAAAGCGAUGUCUCCUGAUGGCGUGACGAAGGCGGCCAUGCGGCCUCUGAACGCCCCGUUUGGCACUGAUAACUGUUCGUCCUGGGAAAGAGACGAUAGAGUUUCCCCCUCUAAUGAGAAGAUGUCUCCUGAUGGCGUCGCCAGUCAGCUUGAGGGUCUCGUUGUGACCAACAAAUACAAGAGAACGUCUUAUGAGAAGAAGGCUCCUCCAGUCAGCAUGUCCAAGCUGCUGAGUCAUGGCUACGUUGAGGAGAAGAAGAAGUCUCCCACUGACGACGAUGCCUCAAGUGUGACCUCAGAUCAGACCAGCACCGUCGCGACGGAGGACGUGGACGACCUGGAGUAGAGUGCACAGGUGCUGGUCUUGAGGGAAAGGGGGUCAUCCUAACACUGGUUCAUGGUUUCCACAAGAUCCACGAACACACCACUCCGCCCCUCUCGGAUUCACUCGCGUUUAUUGUACAUCCACUGACUGUUAGGUUUUGUACUCAUGUUUAUGCAACGGUACUGUCCUCUCUAUUUAUUUGCUUUGAUUUGUAAAGAAGAAUCCACACAGAUUUUGUUGAGUAGACGUGUCGGUGCUCGCGGUAUCCUUUAUUUCUGUAUUGUCGUUUCUCGAUUUGAAAGACGAGUUGUGCACGGGGCAGGAAACUAACUCAGUUUGGAUGCAAACCGGAGACCUGUUAGUUUCCCUCCCUGGUUGUAUGAAGAUCGAGGUAGUGAAUUUAAAGUGUUUGUGCUUAAUGAAAUGUGGUUCCAGUGACGUGAAAUAUUAUUUGUUUCGAUUAAGGGCUCCUGCUCUCUGAAGGGAAUUUGGAGGUCUGUGUGUUUUCAGCUGUGGGGGUGGAAACGAUCAUUCGUUGAGACAGCCACCCUGCAGCUGUGACCACAUGCCAAAGUGCAUACUGAUGGCCACGGCCGCCAGAAAGGGCCAACAAUGAUUUUUUUUAGGUUGAUGCUCUGCAAAAGGUUGCUCUUCCCUCCUGUCCCCUCCGUAAUUGGGUCCCUAAAAUCAAGAAACAUCCCUCUUUUACUGUGCAAGCUGCAUUCUUGUGCGAUAAUCAGGAUAAAAGCCCAUUCACAAGCCUGAUAUUAAAGAACUAAAUUAACUCAUGGGAUGCUUACAAGUCUCCAGAAGAUUUGAAUACUAUCAGGUGCUGCAAGAUCAAUUUUGUUGUCACUGUUUAUUAGGAAGCUCACCAGGAAAUCGGUGCCAAGUGUUUGAUGCCAGUCCAAAUGUGUCAGAAGCUUGCCAAUGAUAGAACUGAACUGGGUUUAUUCUGCAUGCUAAAGCCGUUCAGUGUUAUCUUAUUGCAUUCUCACUCAGCCUAAUAAACCCCAAACUCAUGCAGCAACAGAUAAAGUAUUCUGGGACAUUUUAGGAGGGGGGGGUGGCCACCUUCAGCAGACUGCCAAGCUGAGAGUCAAGUCCAGCGUAAUUCCCUGUGAAGAUUAACGCAGACGAGUUUUUAAAAAGUGAGUUCUGAACGUGCCAACCAAGCAGUUUUUCCCUGCUCACGCAGUGUUUUGACUUUGUAGACAUCAGUAGGAGAAGUUAGUGUUAGUGCACUGCCUGAUCACACCGAACCCUCCAACUCAUGACGUGUUUACCCAGCGGAUGGGAGUUUACUCUGCUCAGAUGAGAGACGUGGUUACUGCUGCAACAUUUUUGUGCCAGAAAACUUUACUGUCACAGACCUUUAGUCCUAUACGUAGGAACAAGAGCUUGCCACGAGGUUUUGCCCAAUGUCUACCAAGACAUUCUUACAUUUUACUCAGUGAAAUAAUCUUACCUGUUUAAAAAGUUCAUUUUAUGUGCGUAAAUUCCUCAAUACUUCCAGCAGCAAUUGAGAAAUGUGGAAUUAACAACCACCAAAUUGACUGAAAUAGAAACAUGUAUUAUCAUGUGUCGUCAUUUGCUGAUUCAUACUGUUUCCUUGUCUCUAGACCCCAAUCGUCAUGUCAGCAUCGCGCUCGCGUGAUGUCAGCGUUCACACAACACUGAAGCCACUGUCUAUAGUGUCAAUCAUCAAAGGAGCAGCCAAGCUUUCAGUCCAGUGUGCAAUUUUUCACCCUUUAGGUCACUGCUUUCUUCGAGCCCCGACCGAUGGCUGUCCCUAAUUAUUGUGACACUGGAUAAGGAUCUCACACCAGACAUAAUCCUGUUUGCUCUGAUAAAGUUUGAAAAGAUCAAAAGAACUUUAUUUGUAUACCACUUUUCAAAACGCUUAACACAUUGAGAUCAGGAUAACACAAUUCAGAAUCAAAAAAUAAAUAGCGUAAAGCAAAUCUAGUAGCUACUUGCACACUUUACCAGCAUUCAGCUGGUGCUAAUUUCCAACCCUGGUGUUUGGCAUAUUGUCAAAAUAUAGACGUGAGCGUGCACAGAAAAACACUAAAUCCAGUUUACUAAAAAAAAAGCCUUUUAGGACAUUCAAAGUCAUAAAUUUGCCUUGCCUUUUGUCGGCAGUAAUGUCAGAAAAUAUUUCUGUAUCUGUUUGUGUCGGAACAUUUUUUUUGACACCUACAAACUGAAAGUGUGAUUGAUUUGACAGGAUGUUCAUUCCUUUUUUUGAGGAGUUGUAGAAAACACUAGCCCCUUUUACACUGCCUGUUCAAGGCGGGAACAUCGUGCCGUGAUGCCGCCUCGGCGUUCUGUAUAUAAGGUGCGACAGCGGAAAGAGGGGGGCAGAGUCGUCUCGCCUUUAAGUCGCCACGGGAGGUAGUAAGAGCGCCGAAAUGAUGUCUGUAUAAACAGGACAGCCUGCAAGAUGGGUUCAAGGGCAGCACGGGUGUGACAUUUUGACGAUGUGUUCACUGUGCGGCCCACCUGGAGAUUUAAAAAGUUGCUGUUAGCAGUUAGAAGCUAACUCAAAGAAGAACAGCAGCUGUAAAUUGGGAAGACAGUAAGAUUCGGGAGCUCCUUACCCUCUGAGCAGAGGACGAGAUCAGGCGCCAAUAAUCAACACAUUCUCACUCCAGCCUCGUCACAUGUCAACAUUUGGUCAUGGACUUUCCAUUUCCAGAUAAAAUGUGAAAGGGUGCGUUGGUUGUUGAUGUUCUGGGACUCCAUGUGCAGUUCAGCCUGUUACAUGCAUUGUCUUCUUUCAAAAUCAGCGCACUACAUCGGUAAAACACUACAAAUCUGCGUUUAUUUGCCUUCAACAACUAUGGUUGGGUUUAAGUGUUUGACCCAUUCACCACCCCUCCUGCCCACCCUACUCGGACGUUCGUCGCCUUAACUUUCAUUCGUGUCCCGCCACGUUUCCCCCUGACGCCGCCGAGCGUGCCAAUGGUAAAGGACAGCUUUUUCGUCAGUGUCUGACACUCAUGGGUUACAUGUCACUCCCAUCAUGUGUCUUUUGAGUGACAUAAUGCCGCUGUCGUUUGAUUCUGUGUAAAAAUGAAAAGGAGGCGUGAAGAAGGGACUUCGUAGCGGCCUGUUGUGUGAUCUCUGUAUAGAAAGGGCUACUGUCACUUUCCCUAGCUACAGGAACUAGGGAAGCUCAUCGUCUCAUAAUGGGCAAAUGUCAAUUUUAGCAAGAACUUAAUUAAGCUCAGUUACUAAUCGGUUAAUAUAUCAGUUGUCCGGGUCCAGGUUGCAUUAAUUGAAUUGGUUAUGUCAUUAGGAUUUACUGUUAUAUACUGCUGGGAACCACUGAAAAGAUUUCUAGGCCACAUUGUCCCAACUAAAACGGGUAUUAAAUUCCAAUUUAUGUGGUGAUAACAAGGUCUUAAAACAUCUUAAAUUUAACUAGGAGAACUGUGGAGCAACACAGACAGAAGAAAUGUGGCAUGAAGGUUUAGUUUGGACGGCGCUCACACAGUUGGCCUCCUAAACCCCAGCAGACAAUAGAAACAACUCCACCUCUUCGUCCUCUGUUUGUUUGCAGAAUUAGUUUGACUGUCAGGACGUCUCAAAACCAGGUAAUGGAUUUCUGUGACACUUGAUGGACAGUUCAGCCUUAAGUCAUUUAACAGUUCUAAUUUCUUAGCCGUGAGCGUGAACCUGACGGUGACAGUAAAAUCCUAAUCCUACAGGGACAUUUGUCGGGCGGAGAAAAUGCUCUUAAAAAUGAAAAGGACAGGAAUGAUUUAUUUGGGUGUAACGGCGAGAUUAAAGCUCCGAGUUUGUCCUAGUAAAUCCAACACAUUCAUCACCUGCGUCUCAGAAAUGAUGCAGCAGCAGCAGACUCUCAUUGGAAAAGAAUUUACUCUUACAAGAGAUGUGUCAUGUUCAACACAGGUUUAGGCUUGUCACUUUUUUUUCCAGCACAAUAUAUUUAAGCAAUGAUGCAUUAUUUAUCUGUUACGUGGUAUUAAAAAGUGUUGUUCCGAAAACUAGACGCACUGGAUUUUAUUUUGCAGUAGACAGAAUAGCGAAUGUAUCAUCUUUUUGUUUUUGCUUCAAAUGACGGGUUUAUUUUUAUGAUAAAUAUUCAGGGUACAGUAUUUACAGUUAAAAAUAGUGUUUCGUCAAGUUGCAUCCUCUUCUCCCAGUGCGAGUUGGUGACAUAUCCGUUUACAAACAAAUAGCGGGAACCUUUAGUGGCUUAACUUUGCAAAAGUCCUCCCUGCGGUCUUGUCAUCUUGCUUUUUGAUCUGCAAGUGGUAUGCGUUCAUUUUUACAUGCGAGUGUACCAGAAGAGACUGAAGAAGGCAGCUUUUCAACAGAAGAUCCCCCAAGUGUUUGUGUUGUGAGGAGAAAUCCACCUGACACGACUCAAUGUAACGACCCCGCUUAUCUUGAUGACUGCACACAGACUCUUAAUUAUCAUUUCAAUAAAUGGGCAUGUGCAUG